GUCGGUAAGUGUGUGAUGGCAGUUUGAAUGAGAAGCGUAUCUUUACAAAUCCAAUUUCAUCCUCUCUCUUAACUCCACAUUGCUGCGCACAAAGAGACCCGGGCUUCAACCAGAUUUGACCGAACCUGUUAGAACUACCUAAAUUAGAAGAUGUACGCCUGUGCAAAGUUCGUCUCCACGCCGGCUCUGGUCCGUGCUGGUUCCCGGGCUCUUUACAGACCCCUCUCUGCCUCUGUGCUGUCCAGGCCUGAGCUCAAAACAGAGAGCGGCGUUGCUGUGAUGCCACAGAGCCCCCUCACCCAGGUCAUACUGAGGGGCUUCCAGACCAGCGCUGUCAGCAGGGACAUCGACACUGCUGCCAAGUUCAUCGGAGCUGGAGCUGCCACAGUCGGAGUAGCUGGAUCUGGAGCUGGAAUUGGGACUGUGUUCGGCAGUCUCAUUAUCGGCUAUGCUAGGAACCCAUCUCUGAAGCAGCAGCUGUUCUCAUAUGCCAUCCUGGGAUUUGCCCUGUCUGAAGCCAUGGGACUGUUCUGUUUGAUGGUUGCUUUCCUUAUCCUGUUUGCUAUGUAAAACUCUGCUGUCAUUCAACACUUUCAUUACAGAUGUGACUACAUAUUUUAUUGUGGCUACCAAAAUUGUUCCGUGUUGGUGUCAUGGAAAUUUACAUUUUCAAGACUUUCAGACACUGUAAAAAUACACAAAACAUGUAUUGUACAAAUGUAAGAAAUUACGUGAUUAAAAUACAUGUAUUUGACUAUUUAACAAUGGCACUUUUAACUUUUAUGUCUGGAAUAUCAUGCUAGCCCAAUAGAAAGCAGUCCUCUUUCUUGAAUGUCAUCUUUUCUGUGAAGCAUCUGCGUUGACUUGUCAUGAGUCGGCCUUGUUUUCUUAGCGCAUCACAUGGAAGAU
This is a messenger RNA of Anarrhichthys ocellatus (wolf-eel), 909 nucleotides long. RefSeq names its product ATP synthase membrane subunit c locus 3a (gene atp5mc3a). The coding region runs from base 151 to 570 and encodes 139 amino acids. The transcript has 5 exons. Gene Ontology annotation, molecular function: proton transmembrane transporter activity. Gene Ontology annotation, biological process: proton motive force-driven ATP synthesis; proton transmembrane transport. NCBI's taxonomy places the organism in Eukaryota, Metazoa, Chordata, Actinopteri, Perciformes, Anarhichadidae. The record is from RefSeq and is a predicted model, not a curated record.